Molecule: messenger RNA, 2413 nt
Organism: Bactrocera tryoni
Lineage: Eukaryota; Metazoa; Arthropoda; Insecta; Diptera; Tephritidae
Product: collagen alpha-1(XIII) chain-like
Exons: 2
Coding region: 471-1046 (191 amino acids)
Source: RefSeq, a predicted model, not a curated record
ACUUGUGUAACGAAAUUGGCAGCAGCCAAAGCGAUGAAUCCUACGAAAGAUAAUAAAUGAACAAAUUAACGCUAUUUUAUAUAAGUUAAAUGUAUAUUUUACCAAAACAGACGAACAGUAUUAACAGUUUCAUGGCAAAUUAGCGUUUGACGCCGUAAUUGCGCGUGAAUGCCUAUUUUAUAUAUUCGGCAAUUUCGCUGAUUUAUAUUCGUAUUUUAUGGGUUUACUGCUCCAUAGAAUUGAAAUGUUAAUAUACUACAUAUCAAUCAAUCAAUUGGGUGAACUAACGGUCUAUGGCUCGUAAAAAUUCCGUUAUGACAAAUUGGAAAUAUGCAAAUGUGCGUGCUUUAUUAGCUUUUCUACUAAUAGAAAUUGCAUAACUUAACAUAAUUUUCAUUUCGCACUAAUUUUAACACUUCUAUAUAAACUUGCGGAUGGCACACUUUAACUCAGUUUAAUUUUGGACAACAAUGCAUAUCACAACUUGUGCACUCAGCGCCUUAAUUCUUCUGGUUGCGAUCGCCUUACCCACUACCAUAGGUAAGCGACGCUUAAGUUCAGCAGACAACCUUAAUGAGCAACGUGCUCUUCUUGGCGGCCGUCAACAGCCAAUAGUGUACUCUCAACCUCAGUGCGUUUGUGCACCUGGACCGCCGGGUCCAAUCGGACCACCAGGGCAGACGGGAUUGCAAGGUAAUCGUGGUGACAAGGGAGACGAAGGCUUACCUGGACCGGCAGGACCGCCGGGACCAACUGGACAGCGAGGCUUGCCCGGUAGGCCAGGUAUUCCCGGUCCGAUUGGACCGCCUGGUCGUCGCGGCAGACGUGGUUUCCCUGGCGAACGAGGACCAGCCGGACCAACUGGUCCAACGGGACCCACAGGACCAACCGGACCUGCUGCAGCAGCCGCUGGUCGUUCGUUGGAUACACGUACAGGGGAUCUACAUGCAGCUUUGCCGGAUUAUGAUAUACACGUCGGAGAAGAGGACGAGGAUAUUGAUGACGAUGAAGAUGAAGAGUAUUUUGAUGAGAGAAAACGAAAGUGACCAUUUUUAAAUGAAAUGAAAACAAUGAUAGUCAAGUACAUUAAAAUGAUAUGAAUAAAAUAUUUUGAGAAAAGUAUUACAACAAGCUUGAGAUUUCAAUAGUUUCAAAACUGCUUUCCCUUUCUGAAGUAUUAAUACCUUCUUUAAGUGUUCUACCCACUCGUGGGUGACUAAUCAGGAAAGCUCACAGUAGCUUAUAUCAAGGUUUUCUUGGGAAUAUCUUUAUAGCGAUUAAAUUGCUUUACACUCCUAUUCUUCAGGAGAAAUAUUGUGGUGGGGUUUUUCCGUAUCAAGAAAGGAGUCUGUUGUGAGUUCUUUACACUGAAGAAUCCAAUCUAACAUUUUAAGAAUCGUACAUGAGACCUAAUCAACAAGACUGAUAGAUUAAAAAUAAUCGUAGAGGUUCUUCAGAGUUCUCAUUAGAUAUAAUGUGAUGAUUAGGUCUAAUUUUUCUGAUAUGUCUUGCAAAGUUCAUCUUAGUACUCUUCGCGUGUUAUAAAAGUUAAUUUUGUUAUAAAAUAAAUGAAGUGUGGGAUUAUUAGAGCAUUUUUCCCGACCUCACAAUUUGCAUAAAUUACUUCAUUUAAUUAAAAUAAUUAGGCUCAGCGUAGCUCAAUGGCUAGUAAACCUCAUAUGUACAUAAGCGUCUGUGUUGAUUACUGCAGGAGUCAUGAACGGUCGUUUAUUCAUUUUGCAGUGAGUUAGUUCACCGCACGGUUUGUUGUAAACACACCAACCAUUUUUAUAUGGCUGCUCUUUGGUCUAUAUUCAAAAAGAAAUUAUGAAAAUUGCUCUAGUAUAAUUGGAAAGCAUUCCAACUAGUGAAUAGUUGGAAGACCAACAGACCGUCUCGAAUAGCACAUAGUAGGCAAUAAUUGGUGAGCUAAAUGACUUGCUCAACAUAAAAGCAGAAAAGCUGUACUUGAAAUGGUUGCUGCCGUAACCGGAAUAAGAUCGGACAAUGAUGUAGAAGUCGCCCAGAAGGUAAAAGAUAGUCACCACUCUUUGACGUAACGACACAUACGAACGACAAUGAAGAGGACAGGUGCUCUACAACUCAGCAGUGGUUAAGGCUAUUAGUACAUUUUCUCGUACUACAAAAUGUUUUAGCUUUUUUUCUUUCUUGGCUUAAUGCAGACAUUUACGAAGUAUGGUUUGGAGUGUUGUGCAAGCUUUGUGUUGUUCAUUCAGUGACUUAAAUACCGAGAUCAUGCAAGAAUAGUACAUAAGAUAAAGCUUUUAUCGCUGCGGUUAAGCACUACGGCGAUUGAGUUUAUUGCUGACACGUUGUGGAUCUUCUCUGACACAACAUUUCUGAGGUUAAAACUUAAUUUUUUCGUUUUGUGGAGCUCGAUUAUGGAUGUAAA